This is a messenger RNA of Cuscuta europaea, 3128 nucleotides long. The record is from the annotation of a GenBank genome assembly. NCBI's taxonomy places the organism in Eukaryota, Viridiplantae, Streptophyta, Magnoliopsida, Solanales, Convolvulaceae.
UUUAAUUGAUAAAAAGCAGUUCAUAAAAAACUAUAAUACUUUUUGGGAAAAAUGUCAAAUAGGUCCACCUACUUACACGAAAAAGUCAAUUGAGUCCAUGUACACUUUUUUGAGUCAAUCAAGUCUGUUAACUAUCAAAAAACGACCAAAUCAAUUAUUCAAUAGGUUACUAACCGGUUAUCCUGUUAAUAGCCUACGUGGAUGCAUUAUGUGGUGAUUUUUUUACCGUGUUCGGAUUUUUUUCCUUUUCUUUUCGUUUAUUUUCUUUUUCUUUCCUUUUUCUCUUUCCUUUUAUUUAUUUUUUCUCUUCCUUCUUCCUGGUCCGCACCUUCCCCACCCGGUUGUCUCCUUCAUUGCUUUCUUUCUUGGCUCUCACCGGGAACAACUCCGACGCUUCCGUCUCUCUAGCCACCACCUCCACUUUUCAGCCUCCAUAGCCACCGUCUCCAGAUCCCGACCUACACCUUCACCUCAACCACCCGUCCCGCCAUACACACCCCCUCCGGCCACCACCUAUGUGGUCUUCCCCUUCGCCUCCUUCGUUGAAGCAACCUCGAGCCGCGCCAGAUUCCAUAGCCAUCUCCCUUACCACCGUACUCACAGCCUCCGGCUUCCACCUCCACAGUCUCCAACGCCGCCGCCUCCAUGGAACGACCUCCAAUCACCGGUCUCCAGCUCCGCCUCUUCCAUGGAACAACCUCGAUUCCUCGAACCACCCGGUCUCCAUAGCCGCCACUGCCAUCCCAUAGAUUUGUAGUUGUAGCCUGCAGACGCAGAAGAGGAGAUGGAAAAAGAAGAAAGAGAAAAAAAGAGAAGAAAAAAGAAAAAGAAAACAAAAUAGAAAAUAUUAAAAAAGUGCCAGAUGGAAGUCCACGUAGGCUGUUAACCAGAUAACCGGUUGGUAACCUAUUAAACAGCUGAUUUGGUCGUUUUUUGAUGGUUAACGAACUUUAUUGACUCAGAAAAAUGUACAUGAACUUAAUUGAUUUUUUCGUAUAAGUAGGUGGACCUAUUCAGCAGUUUUCUGGAAUCUAAAAGAAAACCUCGUUGGGCAUUAAACAUUGGAUUGUGUGGCUCCUACAAAAUAAGGUAUUAGCGUAAAGCUCCAAAUUGGGAUCGCUUAUCUAAGUUGAAAUGUGGAUAAACUGAUCAAGCGGCACAUCUCUUCCUUUGCCAUAUUUCCUAGGACUCUGCCCGCUCUAUAAAUGCGCAGUCGAUUGUAGCGGCGGAAAUGAAAGACACGGCGUUGGCGCUUCCCCUUCUCUUUCUUCGACGCGGCGGCGUUCUCUUCUCUACUUGAAUUUGACUGAGACCUCAAAAUUCUUCCUGGCGCGACUUGAUAAUUCUAGUGCCUGUACUUAACUACUGGCAAGAGUUAAUGGCGGCGAAGGCGUCUGAAUCGCUGAUCUGCAAGGGUUUGAUGGAGGAGGUGCAGCGAUGGGGGGCUAUGAAGCAGACGGGUGUCAGCCUGAGAUACAUGAUGGAGUUCGGGUCAAGACCCACCGACCGGAAUUUGCUGAUCUCCUCCCAGUUCCUCCACAAAGAGCUCCCUAUUCGGAUUGCACGGCGUGCCAUUGACCUCCAAACUCUUCCCUAUGGGCUCUCUCUAAAACCCGCUGUUCUCAAGGUGCGGGAUUGGUAUGUGGAGUCUUUCCGUGACCUUAGAUCCUUCCCUGACAUAAAGGAUAAAAUUGAUGAGUUGGAAUUCACACAAAUGAUCAAGAUGAUCAAGGUGAGGCACAACAAUGUUGUUCCAAUGAUGGCUUUGGGCGUUCAACAGCUUAAAAAGGAUCUUAAUCCUAAAGUUGUGUAUGAGGAUCUAAACGAAAUUCACCAGUUCCUGGACCGCUUCUACAUGUCAAGAAUUGGGAUUCGUAUGCUUAUUGGACAGCAUGUGGCCUUGCAUGACCCAAAUCCUCCUCCUGAUUGUAUUGGCUACAUACAUACGAAAAUGUCUCCUGUUGAGGUUGCACGAAAUGCUAGUGAGGAUGCCCGUUGCAUUUGCCUUCGAGAGUAUGGCAGUUCCCCUGAAGUUAGCAUUUACGGGGACCCCAAUUUUACUUUCCCGUAUGUGCCAACACAUCUACAUUUGAUGGUGUUUGAAUUGGUUAAGAACUCCUUGCGUGCUGUCCAAGAGAAAUAUAUGGAAUCAGAUAAAGUUUCACCUCCCAUUCGGAUAAUAGUAGCUGAUGGUUUGGAAGAUGUUACCAUCAAGGUCUCAGAUGAAGGGGGUGGAAUUCGAAGAAGUGGCCUCCCUAAAAUUUUUACAUAUCUCUACAGCACUGCAAAGAACCCGUUAGAUGAGCAUUCAGAUCUUGGUACUGCUGAUGAGGCAACCAUGUCCACAUUAGCUGGCUAUGGGUAUGGGCUACCAAUAAGUCGUUUAUAUGCUCGCUAUUUUGGUGGAGACUUGCAAAUGAUUUCUAUGGAAGGAUACGGGACAGAUGCUUACCUUCACUUGUCAAGGCUUGGAGAUUCACAAGAGCCAUUGCCUUGAGUGCUGCUGACAUUUGGAAUUUCAUUAAAGCUUAUCAAUUUAAGUGCUGUAAAUAUUGCCAAUCAAAGAACUUGCAACCCUUGCCCACAUUGAAAUACAAUUUGCUGCAAUUACCAAUUUCCUAUUAUUGUAGCAGUUGAUGCCACCUGUCUUUGGGGGUAGACAAGGUUGUGGUUCAGAACGGAAAUGGGACUAUCUGGUUUUAAACGGGAAGCAGCACUGCGAGGUGGUUGUAGAACAUGGACAAGUAUUCCCUCUGCUCCAUUGAGAUCGGCUAAGUUUGAUUAGCACGUGAAAUAAGAAAGUAAAAAGUAAAUGAGUGUCAUGUUGUGCAUAGGAGAGAAAUAAUAUUAGUCACAAACAAGUGACAAAGUAUUUGAGCAACCAAACAAGUUAGGAUGACAAAAUUUAGUGGAAGCGGUCUCCCUUACGGGAGGUCUCAUGUUCGAAACUCAAUGAGUGAGUUUCAGUCUAGAUUACUCCAGGCUCCCCAGUGAGUGAGCUUCAGAUGCCUCUGGAGUAAAAAAAAAAGACAAAACUUAGUGGAAGAGAGGGGACAACAUGUUGCUUAGUGAUCUCUUUACAAUGUUUCAAAAAUAAUUAAAAAAAGCUUGAAAUUUUGGUUUUGAAA